AUGAAGUUUUACUGUGAUUACUGUGACACGUUUCUGACCCACGACUCGCCGUCGGUUCGAAAAACCCACAACCAAGGCCGAAAGCACAAGGAGAACGUGCGAGAGUUCUAUCAGAAAUGGAUGGAAGCUGAAGCACAGAAGCUUGUUGAUGCCACCGCUAAGGCUUUUGCCGCCCAGAGACCUGGUGGCCCACUUGGAUUACCUACGAUGCGAGCUGCCCCAUUCAUGCCGAUGGCUCCAAUGAAUCCUAUGGCAGCAUAUCAUGCACCAUUUCCUACUGCUCCUGGGAUGAACCCAUAUGCGAUGAUGCGAGGUGGAAUGAUGGGUGGCCCACCACGUGGCGGAGGUCCAAUGAUGCAU
This is a messenger RNA of Mesorhabditis belari, 360 nucleotides long. NCBI's taxonomy places the organism in Eukaryota, Metazoa, Nematoda, Chromadorea, Rhabditida, Rhabditidae. The record is from the annotation of a GenBank genome assembly.